AUGGGUCACCAGCAGCUCUGCUGGAGAAAAUUCAGCCAGGGUUUGCACUCUUGCUGCGUCUGCUCAAACUGGCAUAGUCUGAUCCAGAAAUAUGGACUCAGUAGGUGCCACCAGUGUUUCCAUCAGUACAUGAAGGAUAUAGGUUUCAUUUAG
Pan troglodytes (chimpanzee) is the source of this 153-nucleotide messenger RNA. RefSeq names its product small ribosomal subunit protein uS14-like. Gene Ontology annotation, cellular component: cytosolic small ribosomal subunit. NCBI's taxonomy places the organism in Eukaryota, Metazoa, Chordata, Mammalia, Primates, Hominidae. Gene Ontology annotation, molecular function: structural constituent of ribosome; zinc ion binding. The record is from RefSeq and is a predicted model, not a curated record. The transcript has a single exon. Bases 1 to 153 code for a protein of 50 amino acids. Gene Ontology annotation, biological process: cytoplasmic translation.